Molecule: messenger RNA, 1850 nt
Organism: Zerene cesonia (dogface butterfly)
Lineage: Eukaryota; Metazoa; Arthropoda; Insecta; Lepidoptera; Pieridae
Product: KH domain-containing, RNA-binding, signal transduction-associated protein 2-like
Exons: 10
Coding region: 47-1207 (386 amino acids)
Biological process (GO): regulation of alternative mRNA splicing, via spliceosome
Cellular component (GO): nucleus
Molecular function (GO): mRNA binding
Source: RefSeq, a predicted model, not a curated record
ACAAUAAGUGGGUGUGAUAGUGCAGUGAUGAGAGAGUAGUGCUGGAAUGGAGGCGACUGCUCUGCCCCUGGAGGCGGACGACGAGGGCAGGCCGCAGCAGGCCUCGUCCACCGGCAGCGGCUCUUCGUCUGGCGCUGGAUACUACGGGCAUAAGAAUGGUGAAUGGCGCGGCGAAAGAAGGAUGUUAGACAUCACGCGCGACAAGCCGGUGAAGGUGUGCGUGCGCGUGGUGGUGCCCGUCCGAGACCAUCCUAAAUUUAAUUUCGUGGGAAAACUACUGGGUCCAAAGGGCAAUUCACUCAAACGUCUACAAGAAGAUACGAUGUGCAAAAUGGCCGUAUUGGGCCGAGGUUCCAUGAAGGAUAGACAGAAGGAAGAAGAGCUCCGUAUGUCAGGCGACCCGAAGUUCUCUCAUCUAUCAGAGGAGCUGCACGUGGAGAUCAGCGCGUUCGCGACGCCCGCCGAGGCGCACGCGCGCAUCGCCUACGCGCUCGCCGAGCUCAGGAGGUUCCUGGUGCCGGAUUACAACGACGACAUCCGACAAGAGCAGAUGCUGGAGAUGCAGAUAUUGUCAUCACAGAACGAGCAAAGACGGCCCACUCCCACAGAUUCGUCCAGAAGUAAUAGUGAAGAGACAUUGCCUUUACGAGACUCUAAUAAACAGAAGGUGCUAGCAGUAUCUCCAGUGACCCCGUCCCUGGCGAGCGCACCCGUGCUGCCGGUGAGCCACGCUCCGAGCGCGCGCGACUUCUCCCCGCCCGCGCCCACCCCCGCCCCCGAACACCUACCGCACCAUCAGAUAACAAGCCCCUCUAACCACGGAGUAUUAGUCGGAGGAGGGCUUAUACAACAACCGCCCACACAUCAUCUUCUUACACAAAGUUCAAUACUUGGUGGCGGCGACAUCCUGGGGCUGAGCAGCCCCGUGCUGGGCGGCGUGCUGCACGCGCACCCCGCGCUGCGCGGCGUCAAGCCAGCCGCCGUGCACCUCGCCUCGCAAGGUGUUGGGUCGGGUGGGAGCACCCGCAAGCGGCCGCUGCUGGGCGGCGCGCGGGGCGCCAUCUCGCCGACUAAGCGCGCCGUGCUGUCGCUGCUCGCGCGCGCGCGCGCCGCCACGCACAAGCACGCGCACGAACACCCAGCUCUACUUCCCGUCUUACGGGAUGAUUUUAUAAGCGGCGUCGGCGUCAACAUCAACCUAGCAUAAUAUCUAGUCAAAGUAUUAUUAGGAUAAAAUUAUGUAAAUAAUUUAUGUAAAUAGAUUGAAGCUUAGCUAUUUUAAAUCCCUAUUGUCAUGUACAAUGAAAUGGACUCAGAAAUGUUAUUGUUUUAUUAAAAUGUACCUGAUUGUAAACUAUACUGAUAUACGCUUCUUUUAAAUGGUUUAAAGAAGUGACUCAAAAGUGUUAAGACCAACUAUUCUAAUACUAUUUUUAGGAUUCACAUACAAUUUCUCAAUCUAUAUAACUUUCCUGUUAUAUAUCCUACUAUUCCCUGACACCUAGAUCAAGAAAAACUUAUUAUACGGUCAUUAUAUUGGAGAAAUGAUUUUCUUUAUAUCUAAAUUAAAGCUGUAGGAUUAGAUUGAAUAUUUAAUAUUUAAUAUGAUACAAGACCAAAAACUAAAUUAAUUUGUUUCAUACAACAUUAUAGGAUUAUACUGAACUAAUUUAUUUUUAGUCCACUUCUUUGAAUUUCAGAACAUUUUACCUGUUCUUAUUUGCUUUUCUUGGUAAUUUUAUUCGCGUAAUUCCAUGAUAAAAUAUAUAUUGUUUUAAUAAAUUCAAUAUUGAAAUAGAUUAAUGAAUAAAACCACAUAAUAUUCAUAAAUUCGUUCAAGCAUUUUUAAU